Messenger RNA from Cladophialophora yegresii CBS 114405, 3312 nucleotides. Its product is annotated as mannosyl-oligosaccharide alpha-1,2-mannosidase. Gene Ontology annotation, molecular function: mannosyl-oligosaccharide 1,2-alpha-mannosidase activity; calcium ion binding. Bases 1 to 3312 code for a protein of 1103 amino acids. Lineage: Eukaryota; Fungi; Ascomycota; Eurotiomycetes; Chaetothyriales; Herpotrichiellaceae. Gene Ontology annotation, cellular component: endoplasmic reticulum; membrane. The transcript has a single exon. Gene Ontology annotation, biological process: endoplasmic reticulum mannose trimming; mannose trimming involved in glycoprotein ERAD pathway; carbohydrate metabolic process. The record is from RefSeq and is a predicted model, not a curated record.
AUGCGCAUAAUCGGUCGCCAUGUGACGCCUCCAGCUACAACACUGUCGACCAGUCUUUUCGCUGCACCACUACUAGAAUGGCUGAGGGGCAUUCUGCUAGUCGUGCUGAUUGCCAGUCUGGCCUCGGCAGCCGUUGUGCAGGCUCAAACACCCGGUCAGAUCAAGGCGCUGAGGAAGGAGGCUGAGGACCUCUUCUAUCAUGGCUUUGAGAAUUACAUGACCUAUGCUUUUCCAGAAGACGAGCUGCGGCCGAUAUCUUGCAAGCCCCUUACACGCGACAGCGACAAUCCUACCCACAUCGAAGUUAAUGACCCUCUGGGCAAUUAUUCCUUGACACUCAUCGAUAGUCUUUCAACACUCGCUAUUUUGGCCUCGAACCCGUCAAACCCUAGGCAAAAUAAACCUCUCCGACUCUUCCAAGACGGUGUGAGAGAUUUGGUUGCGCAGUAUGGCGAUGGUUCUGAUGGUUGGGCAGGUGAAGGCUUAAGAGCGCGGGGAUUCGACCUAGACAGCAAGGUCCAAGUCUUUGAGACGGCAAUACGUGGACUAGGUGGCCUGCUGAGCGCCCACCUGUUCGCCGUCGGCGAUCUGCCCAUCAAAGGCUACCAUCCUCCUCAGGAACAGCUUGCCUACGCACAAGCAUGGCACAAGGAUCAAUAUCAUGGCAAGAAGCAAGGCAUUCUCUGGCCCAAUGCGUUUGAAUAUGACGGCCAACUUCUGAGACUGGCACAUGAUUUGGGCAGUCGCUUGCUCCCCGCUUUUUGGUCUUCAACUGGCAUUCCAUAUCCCAGAGUAAAUCUCCGGCACGGAAUACCCUUCUAUGUCAACUCCCCUCUAAAUGUGGGCAACGAGGAUGGAAAAUGCCCAGCCCCUUCUGGAGCGCACGAGAUCACAGAAACGUGCAGCGCCGGCGCCGGAAGUCUCGUCCUCGAGUUUACUGUCCUCAGCCGCCUCACUGGAGAUCCACGCUUUGAGGAGCUGGCUAAGAGGGCUUUCUGGGCUAUCUGGCAGAGACGAAGCAGCAUCGAUCUCAUUGGUGGCGGCAUUGACGCGGAAAGUGGGAACUGGAUUGGUACAUGGACGGGCAUCGGUGCUGGCAUCGAUAGCUUUUUCGAGUAUGCCCUCAAAUCGCACAUCCUGUUGUCACGCGAAGCCCAUCCCAUAUAUGAUCGUGUUGACGAGGCCGGUGACCCUCGGCUGCUACAUGAUCCUAUCUCACCAGAAGCUGAGACUCCCCAGGCCUUUCUUAACGCUUGGAACACCGCUCAUUCUGCGAUCAAGAGGCAUCUCUACAGGGAUACCACUUACCAGCAUCCGCACUAUAUACAAGCUGACCUGGUCACUGGGGCCGCGAGAGGGUUCUGGCUUGACGCUCUGAGCGCAUACUACCCCGGACUUUUGACCCUGGCUGGUGAAGUUGAGGAAGCCAUUGAGACGCAUCUCCUGCAAACAGCCCUUUGGACAAGGUUUUCAGCUCUCCCUGAACGCUGGAAUCUCGUAACCGGCGGGAUCGAGGGUGGUCUCGGUUGGUGGGUGGGUCGUCCAGAGUUCAUUGAGUCUACCUACUACCUCUAUCGUGUUACCCAGGAUCCAUGGUAUUUCCACGUCGGUGAAAUGGUGCUCCGAGACAUCAAGCGGAGAUGUUGGACCAGGUGUGGCUGGGCUAGCAUUCAAAAUGUGCUGACAGGGGAACAAACGGACAGAAUGGAAAGCUUCUUUCUCGGGGAAACAGCGAAGUAUCUGUUUCUGCUCUUCGAUCCGGCUCAUCCCCUAAAUCACCUCGAUGAGCCGUUCGUGUUCACAACCGAAGGGCACCCUCUGGUCAUCCCACGAAGUGUUGGUCACGAUAGCCGUCAAGAAUCUGUCCGGCGCCCUAGGCAGGAAGAAGAGUCGUUCUGCCCUGUCGGAUCGCCGCCUUUGCCUUUUACUCUCUCCAACGUUGCUGCAAGAGGCGACGUGUACCACGCAGCCAACCUAGCGCGACUGCAUCUGAUGCCACAUCGCGACAACAUCGAGUCUGUGCUUGGAGAAUACGCAGCGGAUCACCCGAGCAUAACAUUAUCGGACAUCAGCUCUCCUUCGAACUAUACGUACUACCCGUGGACGUUACCACCGCAACUCGUCCGGUGGAAUGCGACCAGCUCAGUUAUACCAACGAGACCAACGCUAGACAUUUCUUUCCCAGCGAUGCCAGCACCGGGAGUUAAUGCCCCACCUUUACAACGCGUCAAAGACGGCAUCCUAAUAAACGCCAUUGGUGGCCUACGCCUAGGUUUGGUACAAGACGCACCAUGGCUAUCUGAGGACGGAUUCCACGAUGCAUGGCGUAUUCAGACCAUCAACAAUAUCCCGCUUGGAAAGGACGAGAAGAUCUACUUGGGCCGUGAGACGGGUCAGGACGUACUCAGUCCCGCAGACCCGAACUUCACAAGGCUCAAAGAUCACGUCAUGCUAGACCUGGUAGUCGAUCUGAACAGCCCCAUCGAAGAGCCCGACACACCCGCUGAGGUUGACCCAGCACAAGACGACCACGACCAGGCUGGACUCAUCAUCGAGGUCCCCGUCCUCAGUGACGCAUCGAAUGACAACGCCAUGAGAGCGGCGUGGAAUGCCAUCGUAUCUCAAAUCUCCAGUCUCAUCAAGGACAGUCGGCCCGCUUCUACAUGGCCGUUUCCCACCCCCUUGUCACUCACUGUCCCCACGAAACGCGCCGUCACCUCUUCGUCCUCGACCUCGACCUCACCUCCUGACCACAGCCAGGGUCAACCGCGCUACCACCUCUCCGCCGUGACAGCCACCGGGCCAGGUGCCGCCCCACUCCCUUCUUGGCCCGAAGUCCCCAACUUCGUGCCGCUAAACAGCGCAUCUCCUCCGUCCCUCCCGUGGACGAAGAUCUACGCCACCGACGAGCUCUGCGACCACAAGAUCCCCCUAUCCGUGGUCAGGACGCAUCAAGUCCUGGUGCUGAAGCGCGGGGGAUGCGACUGGUCGGACAAGUUGCAGAACAUCCCGGCGUUCACGCCCGCGAGCGGCGCCCUACAGGUCGUCGUGGUAGUCAAUUACGGACAUAGUCGGGGGCAGGAGGAUGAGGGGGACGACGGCGACGAAGCGGACCUCGUGCGUCCGUACCUGCCCCGCCAGCAGACCACGCCCGCGGGACUCGUUCGGCGGAAUCCGAUCCCGAUGGUCCUGGUGGGUGGUGGGGACAAGGUCUACGAUGCGUUGAAGGAGAGGGCCGUCGGCGUGGGGAUCAAGAGACGGUACCACGUCGAGACCAAGGCGGUGAGGAUCGCGAACCUGGUGAUAGUGUAG